CAUAAUUCACAGAGACGAACAAAAAGCUCCUGAUAGCUUCUUAAAACCAUUAAGUCAUAAAUAACUCCGCAAUAAUUAUCUUGAGACCUUUUUGAAACAUAUUUGUUAUACUCCUGCGCUUUUCUAUUUCACUGUCUCACAUACUCGUAAAUGUAUUAUUGAGCUGUUAUAAGGAUGUGUUCUCAUAGAGACCCACGAGGAGCAUGUCACUGAUCCUGUUUGCCUUUGUGGUCCGGGUCAGGGAUGGACUCCCUCUCUCGGCCUCCACUGAUUUCCUGCAUAACAAGGAACUUCAGGAGAGAAAGCAACAGCUAAAAGUGAUCUCAAAAUCCCUGAGUUCAUUACCAGAGAGAGGGACAGUCAAGGGCCAUGAGCUCAACAUUCACUUCCUCUCAUCCGAGGGUGUGUCCUACAUGACCGUAUGUGCAUGCAGUCUCCCUGCUGCCACGGCCUUCUGCUUCUUGGAAGACUUGCGCUGGGAAUUCACAGCAUGCUUUGACAACUCUGCAGUGGCCCUGGCAAGCAGGCCGUACCCAUUUCUGGAGUUUGAUGGUGCCAUUCAAAAACUUCAGCAGCAUUAUAACAAGAAAGGGGGUCCAUCUCUGGAGGUCACCCUGGCCGAGGUUCAGGAAGACCUCAGGACCAGCCCCCCUCAGGUUCUCACCAUGGAGGAUGUGGCGCUCAACAACGGAGCAGCCAAUGGGCAUGUAGAACAAACAGCUGCAUCAGGUCAAAGUCAGAGAUUGGAACCAGUCUCAGCACCAGGGAUCCUUUCUCUGAUUCUUAACAUCAUGUGUGCUGCCCUCAACCUUAUACGCGGUGUCCAUCUUAUUGAAAACACCUUCCAGGAUGAUUAUGAUGGUUUGUGGAGUGUGGUGGCGUUUCUUUUUGCAUUUCUCUGCUGUGUUUGCCAGUGUCAUCUGUACUUGUUCCACACCUGCCAGAAGAAGCUGAAAUCCUUUACUCUCCUGACUAUCAUCAUUUUAUGCAAUGCUUUUCUCUUUGGUCUGAGGAACAUCUGGCAGCUGGCCUUCCACAUGUCCGUGGCCUGCCUCUCCACGCUGCUCACCCUCCAACGCAAACUGCUGGACAGACACAUGGACUGUGGAGUAUGAGGACUUCAUCUGGAUGUGGACAACAGUAGGGUGAGAGACCAAAAAAUGGACGAGACUCCGUGUGAUGUAACGGCUCACGAAAAGUCAGAAUGGUUUUUGCUUUAGCUUUUGCUUUGAUCUAAUGUUAUGAUCAAGUGAUUGUCUUGACAUGGAUAGUGAGUGCAAUGGUUUUUCUACAGGGGUCUUCAAUUCCAUUGAUGCAUAUCAGAAAUACAUUUUUUAAUGACAAAUUGUGAAUGUAAUAUGGAUGAAUUGAACCAAUUUUGUUGGUUUAAAAGUUAAUAACACUGGGUUUAAGUUCAUUUUAUUUUAUUUAUUUGCUGCAAAAUUUGUAGUUAAAGCUAAUUUAAAAUGGUAAUCUUUGUUUACUUUUCUGUAUGAAGGUUUUUGUUGUGUCGUUUAAUUGUUAUAAAGCUAUAAAUGGACAUAAAUUGCAUAUAACUGACUGAAAGUGGGUAGAAUGGUAUUAACUUUGGGUGAUUGAUGGUCAUGUUUAAAUAUCAGGCAUUUUAGAUUAUGAAGGAUAUUUAUUCAGUAACUAUUUCAGUUCUUUUCAACUUGAUCUUUUGGUUUUAUUUUGGGCAGUGUCGGUUAGUAAGUAAUGGUCUACUCCACAACACCUUUUUUUUUUUUUUUUUUUUUUUUUUUUUUU
This is a messenger RNA of Carassius gibelio (silver crucian carp), 1767 nucleotides long. RefSeq names its product SEC22 homolog C, vesicle trafficking protein (gene sec22c). The record is from RefSeq and is a predicted model, not a curated record. Gene Ontology annotation, biological process: endoplasmic reticulum to Golgi vesicle-mediated transport. The coding region runs from base 204 to 1115 and encodes 303 amino acids. NCBI's taxonomy places the organism in Eukaryota, Metazoa, Chordata, Actinopteri, Cypriniformes, Cyprinidae. The transcript has 7 exons.